GGAUGCUGAAGCGUCCCCGGCCCGUCCGCCCCAGCCAGCCCGCUCGCGUCCGUUGUUUCUAAACUUUUCGCACACGCACCACUUUUACCAAGAUUAUGGUGUCGAUAGUGGAGUUAUGUGAAGACCUAGACCAUGGUUCUACCAGCUUAAUAAGCAUGUAAAAAGGACAUAAAUGAUGGAGCUACUGCUCACGUGGUUCAUACUCGGUUUGGGGAGCAUCCCAUCGAUCAACUGCAAUCCGGACGCGAAGCGGCUCUACGAUGAUCUCCUGUCGAACUACAAUCGUCUCAUCCGGCCCGUGGGCAACAACUCUGACCGGCUCACGGUCAAGAUGGGUCUUAAGUUGUCGCAACUCAUCGAUGUGAAUUUAAAGAAUCAAAUCAUGACGACGAAUGUCUGGGUGGAGCAGGAAUGGAACGACUACAAACUCAAAUGGAAUCCCGAAGAUUACGGCGGGGUUGAAACCCUGCAUGUGCCAUCCGAACACAUUUGGCUUCCGGAUAUUGUCCUUUACAAUAACGCUGAUGGUAAUUACGAAGUCACAAUAAUGACCAAAGCAAUACUACAUCAUACCGGAAAAGUGAUGUGGAAACCUCCGGCCAUCUACAAGUCUUUCUGCGAAAUUGACGUAGAAUAUUUCCCGUUUGAUGAGCAAACGUGUUUCAUGAAGUUCGGGUCCUGGACCUAUGAUGGUUACAUGGUUGAUCUGCGACAUCUAUCACAAACAAAAGAUUCAAACGACAUAGACGUAGGCAUAGACUUACAGGACUACUACAUAUCAGUAGAAUGGGACAUCAUGCGGGUACCAGCAGUACGCAACGAGAAGUUCUACAGUUGCUGUGAGGAACCCUAUCCGGACAUCAUCUUCAACAUAACCCUACGAAGAAAGACACUCUUCUACACGGUGAAUCUAAUAAUUCCUUGUGUGGGUAUCUCCUUUCUUUCUAUUCUGGUAUUCUACCUACCCUCUGACUCCGGCGAGAAGGUGUCACUCUCCAUUUCCAUUCUUCUUUCACUAACCGUGUUCUUCUUGCUUCUCGUUGAGAUUAUCCCACCUACUUCAAUCACUGUACCAUUAUUAGGGAAGUACCUUCUCUUCACCAUGCUGCUGUGCACCCUCUCAGUAGUAAUCACCAUUGCUGUGCUCAACGUCAACUUCCGGUCACCAGUCACCCAUAAACUAGCACCUUGGGUAAAGGUAAUCUUCAUUGGUUUUCUACCAAAGUUUCUCUUCAUUGAAAGACCUGAAAAGGAUGAAGAAGAAGACAAACAAACAGAAAGCGUGCUCACUGAUGUUAUCCAUGUGCCGUCAAUGUUGGAUAAAUGUAAAUCCUUUGAUGCGUUUGAUCUUGGCCUGCCUCCACCUGGAGAUGUAAUGAGGCCUUGUUUUGGUGAGGCACCAUUCCCACCGCUGCCAUUGUCCGGCGCCGAUGAAGAUCUCUACAGUCCUGCCACCUGCCGCACCAAUACAAUGGAAGGCAUCAGUGAUGUGAGCCCAACCUUCGAUAAAUUUGGGCUGCAGGAUAUGGAGAAGACCCUUGCGGACGCCAAGUUCAUUGCUCAACACGUCAAGAACAAAGACAAGUUCGAGAAUGUCGAGGAAGACUGGAAGUACGUCGCGAUGGUGCUGGAUCGACUCUUCUUGUGGAUAUUCGCGCUUGCAUGCGUUAUCGGAACGGGGAUGAUUAUCUUCAAAGCGCCCUCGCUCUACGACACGGCAAAACCAAUCGAUAUUCAAAUCUCAAAAGUGGCCAAGAAAAAUGCAUUGCUCAGAAUGGUACCGGAAGAAUUGUAAGAAUUAAUAAACUGAAUGGAUAAUAAGCGUAUUGAAACGUACACGACGGAUAAUUGAGUACUUCCAAAAUGUUAAUAAUAAAUGUUAAUUGUUAACGAAGAUGUUGCUGGCGUAAUUGAUGAUUAAACACGAAUGGUACGAACAAAGUUCGCGGCGAGGCGCAGAUGGACAUUAUAAAGGAACAAUACUCCAUAUUGUAAUGCGAUAACGAUGAUAAUCAUUAUUACAUAGAACUUGUUUUUGUUAUGGAUAAACUAUUGGAAAAAUAACGAAAUGGACAAAAUGGACACUAUUGAUUAUAACUAUAAUUGUGAGUUGUGUUUACUCUCAAAUAUUAUUAUUAUGAUUAUUACUGUGAGGAUGAUGAUGAUAAGCUGUUUUCAUUUGAUCGAAAUAUUAAUUGAAUAAUAAGUACUGACUGUAGAAUUGUUGCUAUUAGUAACGUACUUUUAUCGAACGAACGAACGAAAUAAAUUUUUUGCAUUUAACAUUAAUUUUAUCGCUAA
Messenger RNA from Dalotia coriaria, 2301 nucleotides. RefSeq names its product acetylcholine receptor subunit alpha-like 1 (gene nAChRalpha1). Gene Ontology annotation, molecular function: acetylcholine-gated monoatomic cation-selective channel activity; transmembrane signaling receptor activity. The record is from RefSeq and is a predicted model, not a curated record. Gene Ontology annotation, biological process: monoatomic ion transmembrane transport; signal transduction; nervous system process. Gene Ontology annotation, cellular component: plasma membrane; neuron projection; postsynaptic membrane. NCBI's taxonomy places the organism in Eukaryota, Metazoa, Arthropoda, Insecta, Coleoptera, Staphylinidae.